Liolophura sinensis is the source of this 4160-nucleotide messenger RNA. RefSeq names its product protein cereblon-like. The transcript is spliced from 6 exons. The coding region runs from base 2650 to 3084 and encodes 144 amino acids. NCBI's taxonomy places the organism in Eukaryota, Metazoa, Mollusca, Polyplacophora, Chitonida, Chitonidae. The record is from RefSeq and is a predicted model, not a curated record.
UCUUUCAAAGCGUAUUUUCCGGUGUAAAGUGUAAUGUUGCAGAUAUUUUGGCAGCGUUAUUGACUGUGCAUCUGAUAGCUUUGUGUUUAACAGCGGUUUCGGAUGAAUUUGAUGGUAAAAAAAAAUUGUCUCUGUGGUAUGUGUUUGCGGAAUAUGCACACCCGGCGAAAUCCAAACUCCACACAGCGGCUUGUUCACACUGCUUGUUUUGAUUGUUGAUUACAGUAACCCCAUUCAAUGACCCCAGCCCUCUAUAGGCCUACACCAAAAUAACCAUGAAAAGUCGAACACUCUUGUUUAUAUUGCUAAAAAAAAAUGAAUAAAAGUCCACAAAAAUGCCAUCCAAAAGACAUAAGUACUUAAAUUUUUGAAGACAAGGGGCACUUACAAGUUGCACAGAGUUUCGUAUCAGUACAUAUUUCUGAUUUAUUUCUGGCACUUCUGGCUACCAUGCUGUCUGCACUUAGUGGGGUUGAUAGGGUAGCAUGCGGAGGUGAUCUGAAAACCUAGCUCUUUGAUAGGAACAGAAGUUAUGAAAUGAACAAAAUCAUAGCUGCAUGACCAUUUGAUCAGAGUGAAGUUAAGUGCCAGUGUAGAGCAGAAUAUCCCUAGAGUCUUUGGUGGAGGAGUUGGCAGGUUUUCAAAGUGGUGUUAAGAUCUGGCAGCAUUAGGUAUUUGCAUGUUGGCAUCAAAAUGUUACAAAGAAAUAAAUCAGAAGUUGUUAUCCAUAUACAAACGUAGAGGAAUCUAUGGAGAAAUGAGGGUAAAACCAUUUGUUUCUUAGUUGUAUGUAGCUAAGAGGAACUGUAGCUAAGCUAUCCUGAUAUGUUGAUGAACCACUUGUCAUAUAAAUGGUGGAGAUGCUGUACUGAGGUGGCAGUGUGGAGAGUAGUAGUGAGAGUAUAGUUCCAAUUUAAACUUUCAGUUUAAGAAAGAUUUCCUAUAAUCAUUUAACAGUGAUGACGUAUAUUUCAUAUGUUCAGGGAUUUUUAGUCAUUCAAACGUGUAGAUUGUGAGAUCUUUUUGAUUUCAGGAUGACUUUAUUUGUAGUUUUUGUUAAGGCUUAUAGGAUUUCAGAGGCACUUUAAUUCUUCAACUUUUUUGCAUGUUUACAAGCUGUUUAUUCAAGCAUAUUCUGAAGGCAUUAUUCUGUGUAGACUGAUAAAAUUAUACUUUUUGUGAAGCCCUGAAAUUGGCCAACCCAACCAGUGUAAUUUUGUCCCCAAAUCAAAUCAAAGGAUGCAUAAAUUGAAUUGAAAGUUCAGUACUUUUAACUUUUGUUUAAUAUCAACAUUGUACAAUUUUUCCAGAAGUGCCUUAGAGCACAUAAAACGUAUGGAAACACAAUACACAAAUUGACCUAAAAAUUUCAACAUAAAAGAGGCUUUUUGGAAAUUAAUGUAAUGAGAUAUUACUUCUGGUGCCAAAAUUUACAUUUUCCUGGUAGGAUAUCACCCUACCUUCCAAACACCUCUCAAAGCACCUUUCUAAAAUCAAUACAACUUGCGGAAUCUGGAAAAGUGAGCAAUUUAGUCAUGAACGAAAUUUUAGGUUAUUUAGGGUACUGUAGUUUAAAUGGGGAAGAAGGUAUGCUUUAUAAUAGAGCUCUCCAUGAACAGAUGAUAGCUUAGACACACAUGUAAUAUCACAUACAGCAUGAACAUUCUUCUUUCCCAGGUAAGACUUUCAUUUUCAUGUAAAUCAACGUAACUUCAGUAGAUUAUUUACUUUGUCAAUUUGCAGACCAUUAACUUUUAAUAUUGACAGGAUACUGGCAACACGUCUUUUGUUUUUGAGAUUGUCCAGUCAGGAAAUUAUUAGUUUUAUUUCCUUAAAUCUUUAUUUUUUUUGCUGAACACCAUCGAUGUAUAAAUAUGUUGAAGAUUGGAAUUUGAGGUUGUUUCAGCUUCAGAUAUGUGUUGAAAAAAAAAAACAGUACAUGCGGUAAAGUGUCCUCAGUAUAAAAUUCAAGAUCACGAUCAGAUUUUAUUUCACGAUCAGUCAUUCAGAUAAAUGUUAAACAAGAGUGAGUGAGUGAGUGAGUGUGUGAGUGCUUGGGGUUUAACGUCGUACUCAACAAUUUUUCAGUCAUAUGACGACGAUGUUAAACAAGAAAGGACCAAGACUUGAAUCUUGGGGGAACCGCAGAUAUUAAAUUCAGAUACCAGGAUAAGUUUUUAUUAACAUUGAUUUAUUGUUACGUAGAGCCUAGAGAAGAUAUCUAUCAUAAAAUAUUGUCAGUGAAGCUGUGGGUAUUUAAAUAUUUUGAAAGUAAGGUGUGAUCAAUUAGGUCAAAUGCUUUUUUGAAAUCGAUCACCACUGAACCAGUUAUAAACUCAUCGUUAUUAAUAACUCUAAGGAACUGCUGGUUAUAAUUUCUACAAGUCUAGACAAUGAUAGAAUUUAUAGUUGAGUGCUGAUACAAGUACAUGGUGAUGACACUGUGUGGAGGAUAAUAUUUGAUGAAAAGGUGAUACGACACGACUGAGUGGGUGAUACGACACAACUGGAUGGAGGAUAAUGCUUGAUGGGUGAUAUGACACAACUGGAUGGGUGAUAUGACACAACUGGAUGGAGGAUAAUGCUUGAUGGGUGAUAUGACACGACUGAGUGGGUGAUACGACACAACUGGAUGGAGGAUAAUGCUUGAUGGCUGAUAUGACACAACUGGAUUUCCUGCUGUGUCAACAGUGUGGACAUGAUGUAGUGAGAUUUGACAGCGUGGUCAGCAUCCCCAGUAUUCUGUCUUAUCGUCAGAGAAAUGAUAGUAUUCAUGGCAAAGAUAAAGUACUCAUACAACUUUUUAGAAAUCCACAAGGUAGCCAUUUUGAAGUAAUCACAUCAAAAGAUGCCGAUGUUUUAAAGGUUGACAAGGCGUACAGUGAAGACAGCUGGUUCCCAGGGUUUACAUGGACCAUAGCUGUGUGUCCUCGCUGUGGAACUCAUUUAGGCUGGGUGUUUGAAGCAGUGGAAAAUUAUGUACAAAGUGAUAAGAAAAGUUUUGUGGGCUUGAUCUUGGACAAGUUACUACAUCAAAACUAUGCUGAGUCAUUGCUCAUCAUCCCCAAGUCCUACAAAAGCUGAUAUGAGAAGUUUGGAGAAAGAAUGCACCAUUUGUUAAAGUUUAUUUUUUGUAACUUACUGUCAUGUUGACAAAGUGCUUAUUUCAUGAACAUUGUUGUAAUGUCGCUGGUAAGGAAUCUCAUUGUGCAUUGUCCAUGGUGGAGAGUGGUACAGUAGAUAAAAGUCCAUGUUGGCAAAUGUGUUUAUUCCCAUUUCCUCUCAUAAGCUUCACAAGCUAAAGUAGAGUACUGUGGCAACUCCAUCAAAAGUUGCAAGGAUGUACAAGAUUCUUGAAAAUGGUUUAAAUAAAACCAAAAUAUUGAAAUAUAGUUUUACCGUUGGCAAGAGGAGAUUUAGAAGUAUAUAACCCUGAGCCAUGAUGACAUGAAAGCCAAAUUCUGCAAUGCAUUUUGUGACAUGAAUUGCAGUAUAUCGAAUAUAAUUUCAUGCAAUUUUUUAUGUGGUCAGCCCAGUGUCAUACAUGGUGUUCUUGGCAUGGUGUUCCAGUGAGGCAGCACUGUGAGUGUUGGUACUCAGGGCCAUAUCUAAAAACAACUUGAAGGUUUUGUCCCCAAACUUUGAAGGUGACAUUGUGGUCGUGCAUAAAGACAUACUACAAAAUGUAGCUCAAAUUGAUGCUUUCUGAGAGCUUCUAAGUCUGCGAAUAAAAGAAAUUUGUAUGAAAACUGAAUGUUUUUUUAUUGGUAAACCAUCAUAUUUUUAAUUCAAUUUACAAAUCAGUUUUAAUACAGUCUUUUAUACAAAGCACCAGCUGUUUUCUUGGGAUUAUUCAGUCUUAUGGGAGAUUGCCCACUUUUUUGAUUACUUUUUUGAUUACAUAUUAACUGUAAGUAUACUGGGAGUGUAAAACUCAGUCGGCUGAUGCUGUCUCCAGGCAUGAGAUUUGUCUUCUCUUUGGAGGAAUUCCUCUUUAUUUAUACAAAAAAUGCAUCAGAAAAAGGUUCAGAGUUCAAUUCAGAAAUGCUAAAAAUGUCCAAAUUAUGAGUACGAUAAAUAGUUUCAUCUUUGUCAUCCCAGUGUCUGUUUCAUCCCCGUGUCUGUCUCAUCCCAGUGUCUGUCUCAUCCCCGUGUCUUUU